AUGACAGAAGUUGGCUUGAGAGACUUAUGGACAGAAUAUAAAUGCACUGUUCUUUGUAUGGAUCGGUGUAAAGAAGGUUUUAAGCCUGGCUCUGAUGAAGAUAUAUGUGUUGAUGUAGACGAGUGUCUGAGUUCUCCUUGCAAGCACAAGUGUAACAAUGUAGUUGGUAGCUACAGGUGUGGGUGUAACGACGGUUACGUGCUUGGGGCGGAUAUGACGACAUGUGAAGACGUCGACGAGUGUCAAAAUACAUCAAACCAGUGUUCUCAGUUAUGUAAUAACUCAGUAGGCAGCUACAACUGCAACUGUCACGAAGGAUACAAGUUACAAGACGACAGAUUUUUGUGCGUGGAUGUCGACGAAUGUGCUUCACACUUGAAAAAAUGCUCACAAAUUUGCGUAAACACGGAAGGCAGCUACAAAUGUAGCUGUCAUGUUGGUUAUGUGAUGGACACAAAGAUUGGAGACUGUGUUGAUGUAGACGAGUGUCAAACUACAACACACAACUGCUCCCAGUUAUGUAACAACACCGUAGGCAGCUACAACUGCGACUGCGAUAGAGGAUAUAGUUUACAGGACAACCGAUUUACCUGCGUGGAUGUCAACGAAUGUGCUUCACACUUGGAAAACUGCUCACAAAUGUGCAUAAACACGGAAGGCGGCUAUUAUUGUAGCUGUCAUGUUGGUUAUGUGAUGGACACAAAGAUUGGAGACUGUGUUGAUGUAGAUGAGUGUCUGAGCUCUCCCUGUCAACAGGUGUGUACAAAUUUCAACGGCUCCUACAGCUGUUGA
Molecule: messenger RNA, 792 nt
Organism: Physella acuta
Lineage: Eukaryota; Metazoa; Mollusca; Gastropoda; Physidae
Product: fibulin-1-like
Molecular function (GO): calcium ion binding
Source: RefSeq, a predicted model, not a curated record